Molecule: messenger RNA, 1131 nt
Organism: Erythranthe guttata (spotted monkey flower)
Lineage: Eukaryota; Viridiplantae; Streptophyta; Magnoliopsida; Lamiales; Phrymaceae
Biological process (GO): SNARE complex assembly
Cellular component (GO): endosome; lytic vacuole
Molecular function (GO): SNARE binding
Source: RefSeq, a predicted model, not a curated record
AAAAAAAAAAAAAAAAAGAAAAAAAAAAGGAAAAACAGGAAGAGUCAGCACUCAGCACAGAACAGUGAUGGCGGAUCUCUAUGCUCUGGAUUUUGAUGGAGUCCUUUGCGACAGCUGCGGCGAGAGCUCUCUUUCCGCUGUCAAGGCUGCUAAAGUAAGAUGGCCAAGUCUAUUCGAUGGCGUCGAAUCGUCGCUGGAGGAUUGGAUUGUUGAUCAGAUGCACAUUGUUCGACCAGUAGUAGAAACUGGAUAUGAAAAUUUACUACUUGUGAGGUUGCUUCUGGAGAUCCAAAUGCCUUCUAUUCGGAAAUCUUCGAUUGCAGAGGGACUCACAGUAGAGGAAAUAUUGGAGAACUGGUCGACAAUAAAACCUGUAAUAAUGGCCGAAUGGGACGAGGAUAGAGAUGUCCUAAUUGAUCUUUUCGGAAAGGUCAGAGAUGAAUGGAUUGACAAUGAUUUGGCCACCUGGAUAGGGGCAAACAGAUUUUAUCCUGGUGUUGCGGAUGCCCUGAAGUUUGCUAGCUCAAAGCUCUACAUUGUCACGACAAAACAGGGCCGUUUUGCGGAGGCUUUACUUCGAGAGAUUGCUGGAGUCGUUAUUCCGCCCGAAAGAAUAUAUGGUCUUGGAACUGGUCCUAAAGUGAAAGUGCUGAAGCAGCUCCAGGACAUGCCAGAACACGAAGGUCUAACCCUUCACUUCGUUGAAGAUCGACUUGCGACUCUAAAGAAUGUGAUUAAAGAGCCAGAAUUGAGCAAGUGGAACCUAUAUUUAGGGGAUUGGGGUUAUAACACACUAAAUGAGAGAGAUGAGGCUGCAACAAUUUCCAGGAUUCGCAUUCUUCAGUUGUCGGAUUUCAGCAAAAAGCUUAAAUGAUCGCCACGUCAGCCCACUAUUUCGAUAUUCGAGAAACAUUUAUUAAACUUGAUAAAUCAAAGAUUAUACAUGAGAGUAAAGAUAGAUCAAGCAUAAGAAAAUAGUAACAAGUGUAACCAUCCACUAUUCUUUUUCUUCUUGUUUCGUAAGUGUAAUAAAAGUAUUGGAUCGUCUAUAGAAAAUUGUAAUAAAGUGUAUUCCAAUUCGAACGUGCUAGCACCAGCGGAAGAACAAUGCUGUUUUCUUGUUUUCUUGUA